Molecule: messenger RNA, 2616 nt
Organism: Nicrophorus vespilloides
Lineage: Eukaryota; Metazoa; Arthropoda; Insecta; Coleoptera; Silphidae
Gene: DAT
Product: sodium-dependent dopamine transporter
Exons: 11
Coding region: 277-2085 (602 amino acids)
Biological process (GO): dopamine uptake involved in synaptic transmission; sodium ion transmembrane transport
Cellular component (GO): neuronal cell body membrane; presynaptic membrane; neuron projection
Molecular function (GO): dopamine:sodium symporter activity
Source: RefSeq, a predicted model, not a curated record
AGGUGGGAAACGCAGACAUAAACGUAAACAGAGCAGAGAGACAACAUAACGUAACGCAACGUAACGUCAAAGAGGAAAGAACAAUGAGCCGUUUUAAUUGAAGACGAUUAAUCAAUUUUAUCUAAUUGGAAGUUCUCUGCCAUUGCGUGAAACUUGAUUUAGACCCAUCAUCUUGUGCCUCGACCACACAAGAAAACAAAACAUUUUCGAAACGGAAACUGCACUUAGUUAAAUAAGAUGAAAGGUUAGGACAGGGCAAGAGGAAUAGAAAAGAAGAUGUCGUUGAACCAAAUCAAGGGUAUGUCUUCGGUCACCCCCAAUUCAGAGGACCGCGAGACUUGGGGCAAGAAGGUCGACUUUCUGCUUUCGGUCAUCGGAUUUGCGGUCGAUUUGGCUAACGUCUGGCGAUUUCCAUAUCUUUGUUACAAAAAUGGAGGUGGGGCAUUCCUGGUUCCGUACUGCAUUAUGUUGGUGGUCGGAGGGAUCCCAUUGUUCUACAUGGAGCUGGCACUUGGGCAAUUCAACAGGAAAGGCGCGAUCACUUGCUGGGGACGAUUAGUGCCACUUCUGAAAGGUAUUGGAUAUGCAGUUGUUUUGAUAGCCUUCUACGUGGAUUUCUACUACAACGUGAUCAUAGCGUGGGCGCUGAGAUUCUUCUUCGCAUCGUUCACCGAUAUGCUUCCCUGGACGACGUGCAACAAUCCCUGGAACACGCCACUAUGCAAACCGUUCGAUGCAACAAUGAGCAAUAUGAGCGAUGCUAUGAAUCAGACGGACGUGUCUUUCGCAAGGACGGAUCCAAGAUUGUCAUCAGCGGCGUCUGAAUAUUUCAACCGAGCAAUCCUGGAACUUCACAAAAGCGAAGGUCUUCACGAUUUGGGUACCAUCAAAUGGGACAUAGCGCUUUGCCUCUUCGCCGUCUACAUCAUCUGCUACUUUUCUCUAUGGAAGGGCAUCUCUACGUCCGGAAAGGUUGUUUGGUUCACAGCCCUUUUCCCCUACGCCGUCCUUCUAAUUCUCUUCGUCAGAGGGAUCACGUUGCCGGGGAGCGCGCAGGGCAUCAACUACUACCUAAAUCCUAAUUUCAAUGCAAUCACAUCGGCUGAGGUUUGGGUGGAUGCGGCGACUCAAGUAUUCUUCUCCUUAGGGCCUGGAUUUGGAGUGCUUCUAGCGUACGCAUCUUACAACAAAUACCAUAAUAAUGUAUACAAAGACGCAAUCUUGACAAGUGUCAUCAACUCUGUGACGAGUUUCAUAGCCGGAUUCGUCAUAUUCUCUGUACUCGGCUACAUGGCUCAUGCUUCCGGAAGACCGAUCCAAGAGGUCGCCACCGAAGGACCUGGACUCGUCUUCGUCGUUUAUCCUGCUGCUAUAGCAACAAUGCCUGGAAGCAUCUUCUGGGCGUUGAUAUUCUUCAUGAUGUUGCUCACCUUAGGCUUGGACAGUUCGUUCGGAGGAUCUGAAGCUAUAAUCACUGCUUUGAGCGAUGAAUUCCCAAAGAUUGGAAGGAACAGAGAGAUCUUCGUCGCUGGUCUAUUCACUUUAUAUUUCAUAGUAGGAUUGGCCUCAUGCUCUCAAGGUGGAUUCUACUUCUUCCAUCUUUUGGAUAGAUACGCAGCUGGUUAUUCCAUGCUUAUUGCUGUGCUGUUCGAAGCUAUAGCCGUUUCUUGGAUAUACGGAACUCAACGAUUUUGCGAUGAUAUCAAGGACAUGAUCGGUUUCUCUCCUGGCAUCUACUGGCGCUUCUGCUGGCGUUUUGCCGCUCCAGUUUUCCUCUCGUUCAUCAUAAUCUACGGCCUUUUGGGAUACGAACCACUGAGCUACGAGGACUACGUUUAUCCAGCUUGGGCGAACAUGCUUGGAUGGGCAAUAGCUGGAUCAUCGGUCAUGAUGAUACCUCUAGUUGCAAUCUACAAACUGCUAACAACACCCGGCUCAUUCAUGAAGAGGAUCCAAAUUCUGACUACACCUUGGAGGGACACUCAACUUAACAUACAACAAAACGGCGUUGUCCAAUCCGACAGCAACCACGUCCAUCUGGAAUACCAAGAAGUGGCGACGAAUCCGCCACCGGAGGAAGUCUGAGGCAAGAAGAAUAGCCAGUUCGAUGUAUAUUAUGUUUAAAUACGUUAAGACUAAAUGUGUAUAUAUAAAUAUGUACUAGUUGCUAAGGAUUUUCAGUUUGUUUAAAAAAAAUAAUGAAAAACAGUGAUUGUGUCACUUCGUCAGCAGCCAUACUGAUCCGAAGGAAAAAAACACAUUAAUAUUUCUUCGGAUCAAUCCCAGUACUGAACUGACACAAUUACUAUAUGAUAAUUUUUGUUGAACCUUUUCACAAAGGGGAAAUCUAGGUCGAAACAGCGAUUAAAUAAUGGUAGUUGACUCGUAUUAGGUAGCAAUAUGAAUAUUACGAUCCUCGUAAAACGUCAUGCAAAAUUGACGACGUGGCAUCGUGGCUUUCUAACUAUAUUUAACUAUAAUAUAAUGAUAAUAAAGUUUAAAGAGAAAAGUUACAACGAGGUGAGAGUGUGAAAACAUUUUAAAAAAGCCUAAUUUAAAAUGUUUUCUCUGUCGGGGAAUAUCUGAAGCAGCCAUUUCGAGCUUCCCUGACGUUUG